Messenger RNA from Rhodotorula toruloides NP11, 363 nucleotides. RefSeq names its product EKC/KEOPS complex, subunit Pcc1. The record is from RefSeq and is a predicted model, not a curated record. The coding region runs from base 1 to 363 and encodes 120 amino acids. The transcript has 3 exons. Lineage: Eukaryota; Fungi; Basidiomycota; Microbotryomycetes; Sporidiobolales; Sporidiobolaceae. Gene Ontology annotation, cellular component: EKC/KEOPS complex.
AUGGCAGCUUUUACCGACCGCUCGGACUGGCACACGCUGUCUCUCUCCAUUCCUUUCCCAAACGCCGACAAUGCGACUCUCGUGAAGCGCGUGAUCGAGGUGGACAGGGUGCUACGGCCGUCAGAGCUGUCGCGGGAACUAUCGGUCGAGGGGAGCGAUCUCAAAGCCACUCUGCGGGCAGCGACUGUUGCACAAGCACGUGUUGCACUUGACCACCUCUUCUCCGACAUCCAGCUCGUCGUGCAGACAAUGCACAAGUUUGGUCCACCUGAAGUGGUUGGGCAGAAGGUGGAGAAGGCUGCACCAGAUGCGACGUCGCUGGAGGUUGGAAUGAUGGGCAGCUGGGAGGGCGUCAAGCAGUGA